Messenger RNA from Monomorium pharaonis (pharaoh ant), 2493 nucleotides. Its product is annotated as multiple coagulation factor deficiency protein 2 homolog. The coding region runs from base 1873 to 2370 and encodes 165 amino acids. The transcript is spliced from 5 exons. NCBI's taxonomy places the organism in Eukaryota, Metazoa, Arthropoda, Insecta, Hymenoptera, Formicidae. The record is from RefSeq and is a predicted model, not a curated record.
AUUAUUUUUUACUUAAAAAUGUAAUUAUAUUAUUUUUAUUUAUUGAUUGACUGGUACAGUGACUUUAUAGAUAAAAAUGCAACGUAUUGAAACAUGUUUAAUGAUAUAUAAAUAAACAUAAUAUAAAUACAAAUGAAUAUGUAUUAUAAUGCAAUUACAUAAUAUCAAUGUACUACAUUUAUAUGUGUUAUAUAAUAAUAUUAAUUUUUUUUUUUUAUUCUAAAACAAAGUUGUAUCACACAAGCGAAAUAGAGAUUUCUUUGUAUGAUGAUUGUCCUUACCAAAGUUCCCUCGAAAAUUUACAGUGGUAAAAUCCCACAACGUAUUGACAAAAGACAGAAAAUUUUAAGAUAAAACAUUUACUUAGUUUACUUCUCUUCCGCGAUUGAACGAAAGGGCAGAUAAGUAAAACAAUCGUGCACAAAGGAGACGGAAAAUACAUUCGUAUAUUAUGGUCUUAUUAGCACCUGUACGCAAUCUCGCUCGACAUUCGACAGAUUAACGUCAAAUCCAUAAGCUCGUCUCUCCGUGCAUCCGCUACGCCCCGGGUAACGGGAGAUCGUUGCCGAUUCUGACAAUCGGAGAGGAGAAUGUCGAGUGAAUGUUGCAGGUCCCCUGUAAGGCGACACAGGUACAUAUGGGCUCUCCCGUCGUGAAUGGACCAAAUGAUAUAAAUUAUUUAUAGAUUUCGACACCCAGAGAGAAGGAGAAAGAGGGACAGAAGCGGGCGCGGAGGGUGCGCGGAAUUGGGGUGCGUCGGGACCCCCCGGGGGGUUCGUUCGCGCAUCGAAAACCCCCGAGGGACUCCCCCGCUCUCCUCUUAGCAUAUGCAUUCUCGCUUCGAGAUCACCGUAAGCCUAUAUAAAAUUGAUUCCUAAGUACCUCGUAUUCGUUUCGGCCUCGUGUGUCUUUUAACACUUACGUAUUUGUCUCUUUCCACUCUCUGUGCUUUUUCUUUUUUCACAAAUAUGUCGUAAAUGAAAACAGUUGUGAUGAACAUUGUCUUUAAAGAACCCUUAAAAAAUUCUUUGAAAUUUCAAGAAAGAAAAGGUUUCUUCCAAUUUUUCCCUUGUCACAUUUUUUGGUUCAUAUUUUUUUCUUAAAAAAAAAAAAUACCACGUUUACUGGUUUUCCAUAUCAAUGGUUUUAAAGUUUCUUUUAUAUUUAAGAACUUUAAUAAAUAGGUAAUUCAAUAUUAAAAUCCAUUGUCAUUAUUACAGUCGUUUUUUCCAUAUUUUCCGAAAAAGAAUGGGAAAGAUUAUUUUUCGGAAAAUUAAAAAAACUCGAAUUACGAAUAUCGCAACGAGGUUAAAAUCCUCGAUCAUCUUCGGCAACGUAGCGAGUAUGACACAAACUAUGUUUUACUAAUAAAAAAAUUCUUUGUGUAUAAAAGGCAUGGAUCUUGAAUGAUUAUUAGCCAUUCUCGAAUAAACACAGAAAUAAAAAAAGCGUCGCGCAGUCGAGACCGACUGGACUGUCUUGAGGAACGAUUCAAUAAUCUCUCUGACUGUAUUAUACGUCGAACACUUUCGAGUUUUCGAUCUUGUAACAAAUCAGGCCGGGCCCACGAUCUUGCAGCUCGCCCCCCUGGGGUCCAAUCUAAAUCAAUGGGCUUGUGGGUAAUCGCAUAAUAAUUACCGUGGACCCCCUCUACCGCCCAUCUGUCGCUGACCGACGGGGUGUUCGACCCUCGGAAGAGGCAGGCACUCCACACACGGCGACACACCCGAUGAACAUGUCCCAGCAGGUCCCAUUGUCAAUGGGCACCGUUCGGAAUGUCGCGAAGAGUGGAGUCGCCCCUCGGCAGUCAUCAUUCUUUCUGUACCGCGUCACACGCCCGGUCGUGUACAAACCACCGCGAAAUAUAACAAAAUGAGGACAAUAUUUUUAAUCAGCUUUUGUCUCGGCCUAACAACCGGUCACUUUCGUGGACCACAUCAUCCAAGGAGCAGCGUGUCCCACCAUCAUUAUGUACCCGAAAAAGACGCGAUUAAAUUGACGCAAGAUGACGAGCUGCUUCACGAUACAACACAUUUGAAGGAAGAUAUGGGUUCUAUGGCCGAUCAACUCGAUUUUUCGAAAAUGACCGAACAAGAAAUAGAAUUCCAUUAUUUUCAGAUUCACGAUAUCGACAAUAAUACGAAGUUAGACGGAUUAGAAAUUCUUCACGCUCUUCAACAUACUUUGCAUGAGCAUGACGAAGAUGUGUUACAAUCGGAUCAAGACUGGAUUAUAGAGCUUAUAGAUAAAGUACUGGAAGAGGACGACUUAAACAACGAUGGAUAUCUAGAAUAUGUCGAGUAUGUGUUAGGAAGACAAAGAGAUCAUGCCGCACAAAAGAAACGCAACAAGCUCAGAAUUGGAACGUGAAAAUUGUAGAAUUUAUAAUCACAUAUUUGCAUCACAGAGAAUAAUUUAUAAUUAUGUGUCAAUAUUUUGUGUUGUUAAAUUGGACUUAAAAGCAAUGAAGAAACGUAAAAAAAUGAAAAAAAA